Messenger RNA from Suillus subalutaceus, 578 nucleotides. RefSeq lists its product as uncharacterized. The record is from RefSeq and is a predicted model, not a curated record. NCBI's taxonomy places the organism in Eukaryota, Fungi, Basidiomycota, Agaricomycetes, Boletales, Suillaceae. The transcript is spliced from 2 exons. Bases 1 to 408 code for a protein of 135 amino acids.
AUGUCCUUGCCUGAUGUCACACUCGAGCUCCACAUCUCCAUUACCGUCCACCUUCAUCUCAAACCCUCCUUCCUUGAAAUAUCUGGCCAAUCCAACAACGUCGUAGACUCCAUUCACUAUGGGCAUCUCACCAAAGCCGUCUCAGCGCUCUCGGCAUCUUAUACCGAUGUUCGUGCACUCGUGCAUGAGGUCACUCGAAAAGUGUUCGCUCUGGCUGCAGAGAAUGUGGACGCCGUGCGCGUCGUCAUCGGCCUUCCGAAACAGAUUUUACUUGCUAACGACAUUGAGGUUGAGGUAAUUACACCCGGAGGCAAAUACAGUUUGCAACAGGCUGCAAGGGUGUCUGUCAAAGACCUUGUGAUGCCCAUGCUGAUUGGCGUCAAUACCCCCGAACGCCUUGCAAAGUAGAAGGUGAUCACGAACAUCACAUUCUACAAGACAUCUGGUAUGCAUCCAACGGACUACCGUGCAAUCAUCAAACGGAUAUCAGAGGCACGCACUCUCUUUCUCCCGUCGCUUGCUGAAGAGCGGCGAUACUGAAUAUCACCAUGUCAGGAACUCGACAAUACGACAUACCU